Messenger RNA from Coccidioides immitis RS, 564 nucleotides. RefSeq lists its product as uncharacterized. The record is from RefSeq and is a predicted model, not a curated record. NCBI's taxonomy places the organism in Eukaryota, Fungi, Ascomycota, Eurotiomycetes, Onygenales, Onygenaceae. The transcript has 2 exons. Bases 196 to 564 code for a protein of 122 amino acids.
AAAAGCCAAAGGAAGAUCUGGAUUCAAGAGAAUUACCCUUCUAGCACAAGGCCCGGAUUCAGUGUGAAGAGGCAGCCACUUUAAGAGUGCUUGUCUCUGAAGAUCAGAUGAAGCAUAUAAAGGAACAUGAAGGGAGUGUGUAAUCCUUAUUAAAGAAAAAAUCCCCAGCCCUUUGUGUAAACCUUCCAAAAGUCCAUGUCAAGACCUCAGAAUGGAACUGAAUUUUCAACACCAUCUACCCCUGCUAUCUCAUAUCAAUCCAAUGAAUUCAAAUCAGAAACUCUGCCCAGCAAAUACAAAGACAACAAUAAUCUGAGAAAACUUGACUUAGAGAGAUAUUUGACUGUGUGGCUUGUUCAAAAUACAGAAGAGUGCAACUUCAGGGCAUUAAAGAUUUUGAGCACAGAGUGUUACAGAAAGCUAAAGAAUAUCUAUAAGUAUGAGAUACUUGAGCAUCUGCAAGAUGCAGAUCCUUCACACCCAGGCUACACUUACAUCUCAACAUUAGUUAAUUUGUUUGAACAUCAAGAGCCCAAUGGGUGCCAUGUGUACCUUGUUUUUUGA